Messenger RNA from Marchantia polymorpha subsp. ruderalis, 2129 nucleotides. The record is from the annotation of a GenBank genome assembly. NCBI's taxonomy places the organism in Eukaryota, Viridiplantae, Streptophyta, Marchantiopsida, Marchantiales, Marchantiaceae.
AUUGCCUAGAGGGAAAAUCUACUGCAUACUUCAUAUUAAAUUGAAAAGUGCUUUAGUCCUCGAGAGUUUUUCAUUGUCCGUAAUAGCAAAUGAUAUUGUUAACAGUUGGCAAAUGCAAACCUCUCGGAUAUAGACUGGCGGAUGCUGAGUUGAGCAUAUCAUUGCACCAUAGCAGCCAGUGGCACGUCGUGCAUGUGACCAUCCCUACAAACGCUGAUCUUUACACACUUAGAGAAUCUGUGUAAGAACACAAUAAGUGCUACUAACGCAACUGGGUUCACCGCUUUGGUGGUAAAGCAAGCAAAGCAAGACAUGCUUCUCAUGCCUCUCAAGCUCUUUAGCCCUCUCAAUAACCUAACCUUGAUUUUGGACCCUCGACCUGGAAACUCAACAUCCGAAGCUCUAGCCAUUAUGUAAACACUCAAUAUCAUUCUUUGCGUCAGAUAUGCAUAUCAAGGUAAUGAUGCAAAGUAUGACGAAAAGCUCAGUCUUUUGAUUUUUGCGGUGAUGAAUGAUUGUUUACAGGAUGACCAUCUGGACGAGGAGGAUGAUUUUUUUAUGCUCACCGGCAAGCCCGACAAGAGUGCAAAGGAAGUUCUUCUCUGGUGGAAGAUGCUUGCCACCAGAUCGCGGGAGUCUCUCCUAGAACAACGCUAAGUAUAUGAUGAAGCUUUGAAGUUGGAACCGUUUAAUGGGAAAGUUUGAUUGAUAUUUCCUUUUGAUAGAAAAUAUGAGAUAUGGCUUCACAUGUUCAGAUUGAGUCACUGCAAUUUCGGGUCAAAGUAUGCUUGUGAGAAAGAAUCUUCCUUCAAACGCCAAGGUUCAACAGGUUUCUGCCAAAGUGGAGAACGGUGUGUUGACAGGAAAGGUCCCCAAGACCGAAGAGUCCAAGAAGAAACCAGAAGUUUGAAACUUGUAGAUCACCCGCUAGAGCUCCAAAUACCCCAGGCAGUUGGCGUAUAAUUUUUGAUUUCGAUAUACAAUAUAUCAAAAUUGUAAAUUAUACGUCAUUUUAAAUAUGGGGAGUGGCUAGUUAUUCUUCACUUUGGACUAAUUAACCUUCACUCUAGUAUACGGUUGGCGAACAUUUGUAAAUCCUUAUAAGUGUAAGUGGUGUUGCAUUGAUGGCGGUUAACAUCACUAAGAGUGGUUGUUCCAAUCAAAACUAUAUUAUAUGAUUCAAUAAGAAGAGUAUAUCCUCGCGCGUCUGGUUUUUUUAUGGAUCCAUUCAUACACCCGCCUGUCAUUGGAUUCUUGUUCAUACAUCCGUGGAUUGUUCAUUCUGCUCUCUACUCUUCUCUAUCAGAUUGUUCAUUCUGCUCUCUACUCUUCUCUAUCAGAAACUUGGGUGGCUCUUCGAUGUAUAUAUUCCCUUGCGCAAGUUCAGACCAAAGCUUGGGCUGUCACGAAGAGCAGGAGAGCUGGAUGACAAGAGCCCCCGUCCGCUGUAUGGUGCGAUUUGCAGGUGCAAACGGGAUCACACAUGGAGUAUUUGUAUGGCCAGCGAACAAGCCCUUGGAGAGUCUUUCGAUACGGCAGGUGCUAUCACAUCAAGGACUAUACCAGCAAUGAAGUUAACUAGGUUAAGGAGAUUCAUAGAUGAACCAUCAAUGUAGCAGCAUUGAAAUCUAUAAGGAUCAAGGAAUGACUGCACACGAUAUACUAAGACAAAGAUGGUGCCAACAUUCAAGAAGUUCCAUCCUCCUGAAGUUAGCGCCGCUAAAUGUUCUGGUGGUAGUCGAGAUCUGUUCCCACGAACCUUAAGACUUGCAAAUAAAGUAAUUGACCACUUCUGUGCGGAUAUCAUCAUAUUAUUUGUACUUUGACCAUUGGCGGAAGGCAAAGAGUUUGUUGAGAGCCUUCUCUCUGCAUUGACUAGGGGUGUGGGUUAUUGUCACUACGUACAUGUUAUAAUUUUGUGACAGGUACUGCAAAGUUUGAGUUCUGACAAGAAUGAAGACACCAAUUUGAGAGAGUUAUUACAUUCCUUAAUCUAGAUAUAAAUAGUACUGGUUACAGACAAUCCUGCAGGCUAGAACAACCCCGACCGUAUGCUGGGGGUUGACGACAUACGAUGACCGCCGUGACGGUGUCAACGUUCAUCAGUCCAGCGCUUAACAUGUAGUCAA